CAACAUGGCGGAGACAAAGCGUAUAGCAGCUAAUAAUAAACUUACCAACUCCCCCUUCUCUACCAAUUCAUUUCAGGCUUAGCUUUUGUAGUUUUUCAUUAUGGCUGUCGGACCCAUUACUGGAACUUUUAAGAGACAAAUUAUCGUUGACUUUUCUACGAUCCUCGGUUUAGGAACCGCUGGAGGUUUGGUAUGGUGGUUCGGUUACCACAAGCCUGCUUUUAAGCAACGUGAUGAAUAUUACAAGAAACUUGCUGCUGAAAAGCUUUCUGAAUAAGUCGGAUGACCUGUGAACGUGUCUAAAAUGCGUUAGUUCAACUGUUAAGUACGCUAUACUGGUCUUUUUUUCCUUUUUUUUUCAGUUAUGAUUUCGCUCUCCUUUUCUUACUUAUCGGCUUCGUUAUAAAUUUAGCUCGUUUACCCUUUUGGUCAAAAGCCAUAGGCGUUUGUUCAAUGAGAGAAGUAUUUUAAUUUUAUAUUAGAAUUUGCUUUUAUUGAGCAACAAUUAACUGGUAAAUUGAAAUCUUUUCGCUACCGUCCCUAGCCAAAAGUAGUUCUUAUCCCGUAACUAAUCCAAGUUCAUUAAAAAAUGGUUUUUUAAACUGAUAAUCAAAUUCCUUACUCGUAACUGUUUUUGAGAGAGAGACAGAUGGAAGCGGUAAGAAUAGCUUCUUACUUUAAUGAUAGCUGAACUAUGAAACAUAUAACCCA
Schizosaccharomyces octosporus yFS286 is the source of this 711-nucleotide messenger RNA. Its product is annotated as cytochrome c oxidase subunit VIIa. Gene Ontology annotation, biological process: mitochondrial electron transport, cytochrome c to oxygen. Bases 101 to 277 code for a protein of 58 amino acids. The record is from RefSeq and is a predicted model, not a curated record. The transcript is spliced from 2 exons. NCBI's taxonomy places the organism in Eukaryota, Fungi, Ascomycota, Schizosaccharomycetes, Schizosaccharomycetales, Schizosaccharomycetaceae.